GUUUUCACGUGACCUCCUCAGCUCGUGCGCCUUUGAGGCAGCGGCAGGCACUGAAAGUGAGUUUAAAUAGGAACACCGCAGUUCAUAGCUCAGCGGUUGGCAAAAUACCUUAAAUUCAAAGAAGACGCUUUUAAUUUUCGAGGAUGUUUUCACUCGGGGAGAAAAUGGAGUUUCUCCUCGGAAACCCCUUUUCAACGCCCGUCGGUCAGAGAAUCGAGCGAGCGACCAGCGGCUCUCUGCAGUCAGAGGACUGGGGUCUCAACAUGGAGAUAUGUGACAUCAUCAAUGAGACAGAAGAGGGGCCCAGAGAUUCAGUGAGAGCUAUUAGGAAGAGGAUCGUAGGAAACAAAAACUUCAGAGAGAUCAUGCUGGCUCUUACUGUUCUUGAGACCUGUGUGAAGAACUGCGGACAUCGCUUCCAUGUUCUGGUGGCGUCGCAGGAGUUCGUUGAAUCCGUUUUGGUUCGUUCCAUUUUGCCCAAAUACAAUCCCCCCACUGUCCUCCACGACAGGGUGCUCAGCCUCAUACAGUCGUGGGCUGAUGCAUUUCGCAGCUCUCCUUCGCUGAUGGGGGUGGUGUACGUUUAUGAUGACCUGAGGAGACGCGGGCUGGAGUUCCCCAUGACAGACCUGGAUGCUCUGUCCCCCAUCCACACUCCCAAUAGGAGCAUCCCAGAAAACGGGACUCCUGAGGCAACCACUGUCCCUACUCCCACACAUGAGCCACGACCACAAGCACCUCCCAGUGUUCCCACUCAGAAUAGUUCACCUCCAGUCCAACCUGGUGAUGUACCAUCCUCCCUCUCAACAGAACAGGAACAGAAGCUGCGGCGUGAGCUGGCGCUUGUGAAGGGAAAUCUUACUGUGAUGUCAGAAAUGCUGAACGAACUAAUACCUGGACAGAGCCAGCAAGAUGACACAGAGCUGCUACAGCAGCUGUACUCAGUGUGUAAGAACAUGCAGGCUCGAGUGGUGGAGCUCAUCCCCCAGCUGCUGGAUGAAGGGUUUAUAGAGGAGCUUCUUGUGGUCAACGAUGACCUCAACAAUGCCUUCAUCCGCUACGAGAGGUUUGACAGACUGAACAAGGCACAAAUGACAAAUACUCAACAGCAGAGCUCUACCACAAGCCAGAGCCUCAUCGACCUCAGCCCUGAGCAUUCGACUCUGAGCCAGCCUGCUGUCAUCACAGCAACCAGCCAACCAGCAGUCAGCACCACAGUCAAUCAGUGGAAAUCAUCCAACCACAAGGAGGAGGAGGAGUUUGACAUGUUUGCCCAGACAAGAGGCAGCUCCCUUGCUGAGCAAAGGAAAAGUGUCAGGUAUGAGGACCCAGGAGCUGUGGAGGGCCUUGCUGGAGCCCUGGAUACGAGGUUGCAGGUCACAGGAGGGAUGGUACCAGUGAGAAACUCUGUGCAGAACGAUGUUGACAAAUGGUUAUCUUGUGAUAUGGAAGAGCAGUCGUCAGUUAGUGAAGGAGUGUCCAGUGAAGAGUUUGAUAAGUUUCUGGAAGAUCGGGCAAAGGCAGCAGAUCACAGCAGCGGGGCAGUUCUCAGCGUGCCACCCUCCACAUCCAGACCGCCGCCGCAAUCGACCCGGCAACAGGAGACAUCACAUGACCACCUUUUUUCACUUUGAGUUUGAGGACAAACAAAAGAAGCGAGUGGAUGUAACAGCCAAUGCACACAUUCCGUCACAUUUAAAUAUACCUGCAAUCUCUCACAUGUUGUGCCCAGUCAGGUGUUGAACCCACACACACACACACACACACACACACACACACACACACACACACACACACCUGACACUACAGAACUGCUGUCAAAUCAACUCAUUGCAUAAAUGCAGUGUUUCACAGUUAAUUCUGCUGUUUGUUAUCUUUAUGUAAUUGUAAGCAACAUAAUGUGACUGUAUUUAUGAAAUGCAUUAUUAUAAUGUUGAUAUCAACUAAAGAUUAAAUUAGAACAAGUGUUUACAGUUCUGUUUAAUGUUAAAAAUAUAUUUGAUAUUACACUGUGUUCCUUUGACACAGACACUUGAUGUUGUGUAGAUCUGAAUAAAAGCUGCCUUGUC
Messenger RNA from Scatophagus argus, 2069 nucleotides. Its product is annotated as target of Myb protein 1-like. Gene Ontology annotation, molecular function: clathrin binding; ubiquitin binding; phosphatidylinositol binding. Gene Ontology annotation, biological process: signal transduction. The record is from RefSeq and is a predicted model, not a curated record. The transcript has 15 exons. The coding region runs from base 144 to 1634 and encodes 496 amino acids. NCBI's taxonomy places the organism in Eukaryota, Metazoa, Chordata, Actinopteri, Scatophagidae. Gene Ontology annotation, cellular component: membrane; endosome.